CUAAAUCAUCUGAAAGGAGAAAAACUGAAAAUUAGAACCACACGUGCUUGGAUACCUAUGGUGACCAGAGUGAGGGUUUCGGAAAUAACGAUUUUAUCCACCCGUUUACGUCACUACUUUCGAAACAUGGACUGCUUGGACCUCCAGCCACCUGCCUCCGUUCGCGGAAUGCAGGAGCUGCAAAGGGAGCGGUUCCAGAAGAGUGUCCCCAUUCCCAGAUUGCGUGUACCUGAGUCCCACGUCCAGCUGGUGAUGCCUUUGGUCAAAAAGUUUCUGCUUAAAAUGGAGCACCUGCAUCCUGUGAGGGCGCUCGAAGCUAACCGUGAGAUCCUUCUGCAUCCGACACCCGUUAAGGACUGGGACUCUCUGCCCACUGAGGAGUUGCAGCAGAGGGAGGUGACCAAGGAGCAUUUUAUUGUAUCGGACCUAGAACUAUCCUAUGAGAAUUGGAGCGCCAACGAAAUACUGAAGAGCGUCCUGCCGGCGGAGGAGGAAGGCCUCACCUCCUACUCCCGCAUCGGCCACAUCGUUCACCUGAAUCUUAGAGAUCACUUGCUGCCCUACAAGCAGCUAAUUGGUCAGGUCUUUCUAGACAAGCUGCCCAACUGCCGCACGGUGGUGAACAAGGCUGCCACUAUAGACAACACUUACCGCAACUUCCAACUGGAGUUGAUCUGUGGAGAGGAAGAUUACCAGGUGGAGACCAAAGAGAAUGGGGUGCCUUUUGAGUUUGACUUUUCAAAGGUGUAUUGGAAUCCACGCCUCUCCACAGAGCACGAAAGGAUUGUAAAGUUGCUAAAUGCCGGAGACGUGCUCUACGAUGUCUUCGCAGGCGUGGGGCCUUUUAGUGUCCCGGCGGCCAAGAAACGCUGCCAUGUGCUUGCCAAUGAUCUAAAUCCAGUGAGCUUCCAGUGGCUGCAGCACAAUGCCAAAAGGAACAAGUGCUUGUCCCACAUCCAAAUGUUUAACAAGGACGGGCGGCAGUUUAUUCUGGAAGAGCUGAAGAAAGAUUUGCUGAAGCGCCUUUUGGAAACUGACACCACCUCCUAUUCCAUCCACAUAACCAUGAAUCUUCCCGCCAUGGCAGUGGAGUUCUUGGAUGCUUUUAGAGGUAUUUUUAAGGAGGAGGAGCUGAGUGACCUCCCUAGUAAUGUAGUUUACCCCUUGGUCCAUGUUUAUUCGUUUGCGAAGGGAGAAAACACCAAGCAGCUAGUGCAAGAGCUGGUUGAAAGCAAUCUGGGCACCACCCUGGAUGAUGAACUACUCCAGGGCAUCAGUUUUGUUAGAAACGUGGCACCCAACAAGGAUAUGUACAGGGUUUCCUUCAGGCUCUCGCACAGAUUACUGACAACUCCCAAAGAGGCCGUCUCGGUAGCCUCUAGGAAGCGAAGCGGCGAGGAGGAGGAUGUGCCCACCAAAGUGAAAUGUGUUUGAUAUUUAAAGGAAAUAAAGCUAUUACUUUAUUUAAAAACCAUGAACCAUG
Molecule: messenger RNA, 1483 nt
Organism: Drosophila bipectinata
Lineage: Eukaryota; Metazoa; Arthropoda; Insecta; Diptera; Drosophilidae
Product: tRNA (guanine(37)-N1)-methyltransferase
Biological process (GO): mitochondrial tRNA methylation; tRNA N1-guanine methylation
Cellular component (GO): mitochondrial matrix; cytoplasm
Molecular function (GO): tRNA (guanine(37)-N1)-methyltransferase activity
Source: RefSeq, a predicted model, not a curated record